AUGAUCGUUUGUUUUAGGACAUACGAGUUUGAAGGAGACGACCCCACUGACAAUGAAAUGUUGUUUUCUGUAUAUAAGGUGGAUAACAAUUCUAUUGCACUUGGUCACCUGUACAACAACAAGUUCUUGGAACAACAAGUGGUGUUCGAGUCAACUUAUGGUCUAAGGUCUAUAGGGUCGAGUAUGAUGGGAGAGGCAACACGACUGCAACUAGUUGAGCCUGUUUUUAGACGGGAAAUCAAUGUAUUCGAAUUCCAUCUUGAUAGAUCAAGGAUUUAUGAUCGAAUUCCUCUCACAUUGGCAGAAGGGGGAGCUAGUAAUCCAACCAACUCAGAGCAAGAGUUUACAAUACAAUUUACCUACAAUAAGACCAAAACUAAUUCAUGGAACAGCAGCUCAUCAUGGUAUGUAAGUGGUAGCAUUACAAUUACCAGCAAAAUUCCAUUCAUUGGUGAAACAUCUAUUGAAACUGGAGGAGGGUACUCUGAACAGUACGAUUGGGGUGAAACUCUUUCUGAAUCUGAGGAAGUGGCUGCCUCUUAUACUGUCAAGGUUCCACCUAUGACUAAGUCAACAGUUACUGCUGUAGCAAUGCGAGGCACUUGUGAUGUUCCUUUUUCUUACCUUCAGAUUGAUCACAUGGCUAAUGGUGAUACUGUUAAGACUACCUUAUCUGAUGGUGUUUUUAAGGGUAUGAAUGCCUAUCAGUUUGAUUUCCUCGUCCGCAACCAACCCCUCUGA
This is a messenger RNA of Spinacia oleracea (spinach), 741 nucleotides long. RefSeq lists its product as uncharacterized. The transcript has a single exon. Bases 1 to 741 code for a protein of 246 amino acids. The record is from RefSeq and is a predicted model, not a curated record. Lineage: Eukaryota; Viridiplantae; Streptophyta; Magnoliopsida; Caryophyllales; Amaranthaceae.